AAUAAUUAAGCUGUGUACAUAAAAAAGGAAAUAAAAAAGUGUGGUUAGCUCUUCUCUGCUCUCUUAAUUCCUUCACCGGAAAAAAAAAAGAAUAAAUAUGAGCAGUCUGAGCAGCGUGGAGGCGAAGCUGCCGCCGGGAUUUCGGUUUCACCCGAAAGAUGAAGAGCUUAUCUGCGAUUAUCUCCUCAAAUGGAUCACCGGCUGCCCCCACCCUCUUCCUCUCUUCAUCCAAGUUGACCUCAACAACUGCGAGCCUUGGGAUAUUCCAGAGUAUGCAUGUGUGGGGGGCAAGGAGUGGUAUUUCUACAGCCAAAGGGACCGGAAAUACGCAACCGGGCUGAGAACAAAUCGGGCCACGGUGUCGGGCUACUGGAAGGCCACAGGCAAGGACCGGCCCAUAAUCCAUAAGGGUUCCCUAGUCGGUAUGCGGAAGACGCUUGUAUUCUACCAGGGCCGGGCCCCCAAAGGCCGGAAGUCGGAUUGGGUCAUGCACGAGUUUCGCCUCGAAGGGCCCGGCCCGAAAUCCGUGUCCUCCGUUAAGGAGGAUUGGGUUCUAUGCCGAGUGUUCUUCAAGAGCAGAUCAGAAACCUCAGUGAGAUCAGAGGAAAUCGCCGGGAGCACCAGCAACGACGUCGUAUCGUCCUCCCCAUCUCUGCCACCGUUAAUGGACCCCUUCUUCUCAUUCGACGCCAAGGAUCAGUAUAAUCACGAGCAGGUGCCCUGCUUCUCCAUUUUCAACACCAACCAAACAAACCCUAAUUUUUCGCUCCUCGACCACAUGGACCCGCCGCCGAUCCAGGAUCCUUCUACUUGCGAUAAGAAGAUGAUCAAAGAUGUUUUGAACCAUCUGACCAAAAGGGAGGAUCAGACCAGUAUAAGAGGCGGCUCGCCGAGCUUCGGGGAAGGGAGCUCCGACAGUUAUCUGUCGGAGGUGGUUUGGAAUAACUACUCCUCAUGUUAGUUCUUGGAAACAUAUUGUGUUGUGUUUUGGAAUUUUCAUCUUGCUAGAUUGGAGUUUUGACGUCAAGAAAGAUUAAUGUUGGGCUUGGUAGGUAUAGGUUGUAUCUAUGUGCAUAUGAAAAUGUUUGGAUUGUGCUAAGGCUAGAAAUUGUGAGAUCAAUUUAAUUAGUACCAUGCCUAAUUUCAUUUG
This is a messenger RNA of Salvia hispanica, 1150 nucleotides long. RefSeq names its product NAC domain-containing protein 21/22-like. The record is from RefSeq and is a predicted model, not a curated record. Gene Ontology annotation, biological process: regulation of DNA-templated transcription. Gene Ontology annotation, molecular function: DNA binding. NCBI's taxonomy places the organism in Eukaryota, Viridiplantae, Streptophyta, Magnoliopsida, Lamiales, Lamiaceae.